This is a messenger RNA of Osmerus eperlanus (European smelt), 5922 nucleotides long. It is a transcript of the gene cdk13, whose product is annotated as cyclin dependent kinase 13. NCBI's taxonomy places the organism in Eukaryota, Metazoa, Chordata, Actinopteri, Osmeriformes, Osmeridae. The transcript has 14 exons. The coding region runs from base 883 to 5076 and encodes 1397 amino acids. Gene Ontology annotation, molecular function: ATP binding; cyclin binding; RNA polymerase II CTD heptapeptide repeat kinase activity. Gene Ontology annotation, biological process: protein phosphorylation; positive regulation of transcription elongation by RNA polymerase II. Gene Ontology annotation, cellular component: nucleus; cyclin/CDK positive transcription elongation factor complex. The record is from RefSeq and is a predicted model, not a curated record.
AGCCAGAGAGGCCCAGUACAGCAGUCUGUAACGUUAGUUCGUGAACUAAAGUUCGUACGUUUUUUUAUACAAAAUAGUACACAGUCUGUGACAAAUUAAACUCAAAAUACUAUAUAUCGCUGUCCUUAUAAUAUUGAUGGCAAUGGGACAAGCGUCGUCUGAAGACACGUGAAAGCAGAUAUGUUUUUGAAUGGCUUUGUUUUAUAGAAUCUGCCGGAGUUGACUUGAACUCGACAAGGAGAAAGAAAGCGAGCUACAGUAGCAGCCUGCUAGCUACGAAGCUAGUUCGCGUGCUAGUUACUUCCUUGUUACAGACUGGAGUAUGGUGACAUGUUUAUCUGAAGAAGUUUGACUCCGGGAUAGCGGGGCCUUUCGUAUCCUUAACCAUUUUUGAAUGGAAUUCAGACCCGUCCGAGUUGAGUGAUUUUUUCCAAGGAACACAUCUUUGAGACAUCGGGGCCUACACUCAGCAUGGAAUGGAAUGCAAUUCCCUGUCAAGCUGGCCACACAGUUCCAAGCUAGCUGGCUAGCUUAGCCGACUAGCUAAGUUGGCUAGCUAGGUGGCAUAGUACAUCUUUUGGAGAUGCUCAGUCCUGGAUUACAAUGGCUCAGUUUAAUUCAGUAUAUAUUUAGCUUGCUAAACUGAUACAAAUAAUAUAUGUAAAUGGAUAUAAGUAUCGCUGGCAAAGAGUGAUGGAUUAUUGUUUGGGGUGGCUAGCGCAUUGUAGUUAGUGACAGCAAGAGCUAGCCUCUUAGCCCAGUUAGCUAUCGUUAACAAAUUUGUUAGUUACAAAUGUUUCGUUUUAUUAACCACAGAACAUAAGGCGGAACACUGGAAAAGGGAGUAUUACCUAAAGUAAAUCAUUUAUUUGUAAUCAAUAAAUGCCUAAUACGGAGGUGCUUCGUGAGGGAAGGGGAAGGAGCCCCUCGGCACAGAGAAAUGCAAGACAGGACAGUCGCAGUAAACCUGGAAGCGGUGCUAUUCAACGAGAGAAGCACCGGGAGAAGAGGCGGUCAUCGGCAUCUCGACGAAAGAAACACCGACAUGCAAAGGACAGAGAGCCAUGGCAUACACCCGAGGACCCUGAUAAUGAACGAAAGGGGACUUUAGAGCGAGACGGUGAACUUCGGACUUUGGUUGAGUAUGACGACGUAAGUUCUCAAUCAGAGGGCUUUUCUGGUAGCCCAUCGCCUAAACUAGACGAUAGGUUUCCAGUGGACAGACUUACUGAAGUUGACAAUAACGGACCUACAUCUCCCGGGAGAAAGUCUCGCAGAGACCGGGAUAUUUUGCACGUUAGGAAGGAUGAGCAAACAAGAGGACCAUCUGAGAGGAGUAGACAAGACAAGGAACCCAAAAGGAAGGACCAUCAGAGCCGCGAGAGAAGCUCUUCUAAAGCCCGCGGUGGUAAUAGCCUAAGCGGUACCAAAAACAACAGAGACAGUGCAAGAAGCAACGACAGCAAUGGCAAGAAGACUGCUUCGGUGUUGCCCCCCGUGUCUGUGGAUAAAAGGGAUUCUAAGAGACACAGAAGUAAAACAAGAUCUGAAAAAGAGCCCCCCUCGGCAUACAGGGACGCACCCCAAUCAUACAGAGAGGAGCGUGAAGAACUAGGUAGGGCCUACAGAAGAAGUCCAGGCUUCAAAGCAGAAAGUCCCUAUGGGACAUCCUACGCUUAUGAAUACCAGUCUCCCAGCGGUAGUUACAACCAGUUGAUAUCCAGAAGAAGCCCUACGUAUGGAAACAAAAGGUUGUCCCCUAGUUCCACAUACUACGGACGAGAUGCGGAGCUUUAUGGUGCCUACAACGUUUCAAAGUCUCCCAGUUCAUAUUCCAGCAACAAAAGAAAGCGGUCUCCGGGGAGCCCGUUUGCCUGGCGCAGGUCUCCAAGUUAUGGCCGUCAUAGUCCUUAUGAACAUGGAGAACUUGGUACAAGUCCCUACGGCAACCGUAGGCGAUCACGAAGUCCAUAUAGAAAGUCACUGAGUCCGAGUCCAGAUGUUAGGCGAUCGGGCAAGUCACGGAGCCGGAGCCCGUACCCGUCCUCGCGGCACUCGCGUUCCCGGAGCCGCCACCGCCACUCCCGCUCGCGAUCCCGGCCCUCCAGCCUGUCCCCCAGCACCAUCACCUUCAAGAGCAGCCUGGCGGCCGAGCUCAGCAAGCAGAAGAAGGCCAAAGCAGCCGAGGCGGCCGCCAAGGCAAAGAGCUCCAGCAACGCCUCCACCCCAACCAAGGGCCCCUCCUCGGCCCACCACCAGCCCAGCCCCAAGGCCAACCAUGUCACCAAGAAGGGCCGCCCUCCCUCCCCGCCUCCUCCAGAGAAGGGUCCCCGGACGCCUGUGUCCAGCCAGCCCCAGUCCCCCUCCGACAAGCCCUCCAGGAAGGGCGUGGACCCACCCCAGUCCAGCAGGGACCGGGACGGCAAGGUGAAGGAGGAGCUGGCGGUGCACCGGGACAAGAGGAAAGCCCCAGCGUCGGCCCAGAGCAAGGAGAAGGAGAGGAUGUCUGCCACGGCCAUCUCCGCGCUCGCAUCGCUGCCACUGCCCACAAGCAUCCUGGAGCAUCUGGAUGCUUCCGACAGCUUCAAGGACAGCUCAGGGAAGAAGAAACCGGAACGCAAAGCCCGCUGCCUUCUGGCUGACCUGCCCCUGCCCCCGGAGCUGCCUGGAGGCCUGUCCUCCUCCUCGCCCCGCAGCCCCGCCGACGACAAGAAGGGCCUGAGCCUGCGCCGCCGGCCCAAGAUCUGCGGCCCUCGUUUCGGGGAGAUCAAGGAGACGGAGAUCGACUGGGGGAAGCGCUGCGUGGACAAGUUUGACAUCAUUGGCAUCACGGGCGAGGGCACGUACGGCCAGGUGUACAAAGCCAAGGACAAAGACACAGCUGAAAUGGUGGCCUUGAAGAAGGUUCGUCUGGACAACGAGAAGGAGGGCUUCCCCAUCACGGCCAUCCGAGAGAUCAAGAUCCUCCGCCAGCUCAACCACAAGAGCAUCAUCAACAUGAAGGAGAUCGUCACCGACAAGGAGGACGCGCUGGACUUCAAGAACGACAAAGGUGCGUUCUACCUGGUGUUUGAGUACAUGGACCACGACCUGAUGGGACUCCUGGAGUCGGGGCUGGUCCACUUCAACGAGAGCCACAUCAAGUCCUUCAUGCGUCAGCUCCUGGAGGGCCUCGACUACUGCCACAAGAAGAACUUCCUGCACAGGGACAUCAAAUGCUCCAACAUCCUGCUCAACAACAAGGGUCAGAUAAAGCUGGCCGAUUUUGGUCUGGCUCGGCUGUACAACUCAGAGGAGAGCCGGCCGUACACCAACAAGGUGAUCACGCUGUGGUACCGCCCCCCCGAGCUGCUGCUGGGGGAGGAGAGGUACACGCCUGCCAUCGACGUGUGGAGCUGCGGGUGCAUUCUGGGGGAGCUGUUCACCAAGAAACCCAUUUUCCAGGCGAACCAGGAGCUCGCUCAGUUGGAGCUUAUCAGCCGCAUCUGUGGCAGCCCCUGCCCCGCCGCGUGGCCGGACGUCAUCAAGCUGCCCUACUUCAACACCAUGAAACCAAAGAAGCAGUACCGCCGACGCCUACGUGAGGAGUUCGCUUUUAUUCCUCCGUCGGCGCUGGAUCUGUUUGACCACAUGCUCCACCUAGACCCCAGUAAGCGCUGCGCUGCCGAGCAGGCCCUGGGCAGCGAGUUCCUCCGAGACGUGGACCCGGCCAAGAUGCCCCCACCUGAUCUCCCUCUGUGGCAGGAUUGUCAUGAGUUGUGGAGUAAGAAGCGGAGGAGGCAGAAGCAGAUGCCAGAGGAGCUGAUGCCCCCCAAAGCUCCCCGCAAGGAGCUGGGUCUGGACGACAGCCGCAGCAACACCCCCCAGGGCUUCCCUGCCCCCGGAGGCCUCAAGGCCCAGGGCGGGGCUGCUUCUGCCCUGCUGGACCCCAAAGCGCCCAACUCCCAGCUGACCCAGGAGCAGCUAGCGGUCCUCAUCAACCUGUUCAACCAGUCUAAGAGCUCCGGCAGCUCGGCCCAGCUGGCCUCCAAGGUCAACCCCGAGACCCUGCAGCAGCUCUCCACAGCCCUGCCCCCGGCCCCGGCCGACCCAGACAGACCCCCGGAGCCUCCCCUGCCCCCGGCCCCCAGCAAGCCCCCCCAGCCCCCCGCAACAGGCGGGGCGCCCCGCACGCCCCCCACCGCCAAGCCCCCCUCCCCGCCCCCGGGGGCCCCUGAGGGGGAGGCGGCGGCUGCCGUGACCAUGCUGCUGGCCCAGAUCCUGCAGGCCCAGCAGAGCCAGCGGCAGGAGGCCAGCGAGGCCGGAGAGGGCUCAGAGGCCGGCCCAGCGCCUACCACGGACGUCAAACAACCCCCGGAGCCCAGCCCAGUGUCCCCAGCGUCUGAAGGAAGCGCGGUGUCCAGCCGACCCCCGGCCCCCCUGCCCAUCCUGCCCCCAAACCAGCGCCCCCCAGAGCCCCCGGAGCCCCCUCCCCAGUGUGCCGACCUGGACUACCGGCAGCCCCAGGAGCCCCAGCCUGGCCCUCCCAUCAGCGCCUCUGCCGGGGUGGGGGAGGGGGGCAGGCCCCCUGAGCCCGACUACCCCCCCCUGCCCAGCGCAGAGGGCCCAGGCUACGUAGCAGACUACAGCCGCCCGCCCCCUCCACCCUUCCCUCCAGCAGGGUUUGGGGAGAGCUACAUGGACCACAUGCUGGCCGCGGGUCUCCCACCCCACGCCCUCAGGGAGGUGUUCAGCGCUACAGCCCCGCCCCCCAGCUCCGCUUCCUCCUCCACCUCCUCCCUCCAGGAGCCCUACCCCCCGGGGGGGCCGGGGGCGGGGGGCGGCAUGGUGUUCAGCGGAGACAAGGACCACCGUUUUGAGUACAAUCACAGCCCCGGGCAGCAGCCCAACCCCACCAGCAUCCACCUGUACAACCACGGCAUCGGCCGCAAGGAAGGAGGGCCCCCGCAACCCCCCGGCCCCCCUCCUGGCCAAUCAUGGGCCUCCCCCUCCCAGGCCGGGGCCCCGCCCCUUCCUCUGGGGUUUGUCCCCCAUGUGAACUCGGCAGCGAUCCGAGGGCGAGGCCUCCCCUUCUGAUUGGCUGUGCUGGGGUUGGCAGGGCAGGUGAGGAGGGACUCAGACCAGGGGAGCCCAGGGCCUCUCAGGCCUCACCAGACAGAUCUGGAAAUGCACACUUGAUUUGUAAUAAUUUAAAGAAUCUGUGUUGAAGCAUUGUACUCCUCUUGUAUCUGGAAUGUGGGGUAUGUUACAGAAGGACAGCAACAAAUACUAAAGAGCGAGGGGGCUUUCCUUGCUCAUAAUCUUUCUUUUUUUGGUCUUUUUUCUUUUUUUUUGUAAUCUAUUCUACUGCUGUCUUUUAAAUUAAACUUUUACCUUUUUUGAGUGUACAUUUACCAGGCCAGGUAUGUUUUAAAUCUGUACCUUCAGCCUUUCUUUAAUUGCUCCCUGGGCAGACUAGUAUUAAUGUUUUGCACUACUGACUUGAGUAGGCGGAAUCUUUAUUAGCUAUGAAAUGAAUGUGCGAUAUCUGCACUGUUAGAAAAUGACCAGUAAUGUAGUUUUUUUUUUUCUCUGUUUUUUUCUCUUUUUUUUUUUAUCCUAUUUUGGCCAAGGAUACACCCACACCAGAAGAACUUGGGUGACUGGGUUCCUGACUGUGGGCUGGUGAUUGUCUUUUACUAAAUGAACUGUUGGUUCCAGAAAGACCGGUAGCACUUGGAUGACUGCAGUAAAACUGAUAGCUACUGAAUGACUCUUUGGGUUAAGGCUGUGUUCCAGUAAAUUUCUAAUUAAUCAUAAGGAAAAACAAAAAGAUGUGUAACCUGAGUUCAAAAAGGAGACUAGCAACUGUCUUUUUGUACUGAAAUGUUUUGUUUUCUCUUCCCUUUGGCAAACGUUUAUUAAAGAAAUGCCAAUGAUGUA